AUGGGUUGCACUCCUAGCCACAUUGUGGGCGAAAGCACUGUUGCCAUUAAUGACAUCUUGCAGGAUGACAUGGUUAUCAGAAAUCUAUCAGUGUACAGCUCAUCGCUGUCGGAAAAGUCACGGCAAAACCUAUUGUUUCUAGCGAAAAUAACGCCCAAAAUAGCGGAGACCUGCACAUCCGAUGCAGCUAGGGAGUCAGGCCAUCUCGAAUUACUGGAUCAUCGCAGGGACCUCAGGAAGUUCUUACGGCUCGGGCACGCUGACACCGAUCUUGCUUACAGCCUUCAAAGGGACUUCGAGUGUUGGAAGAAAGAGCCGAUGACUUUCUUUGAGGGUCUUAAUAUGGAAACAGGCGGGGGAAUGGAGGCGUACCUCACCAGGCAAACUGGUAAUGCUUGCCUCCUGGACAACGAUGAACCCAGAAAUCGCGUCAGGUUGAGAUUCUUCAAGGUCUUCUUCACUGAGGCUGAAAGAAUCUACCACAACUCCGGCGAGCUGGAGGAACAUGGAAGGUGGGAUUGGGCCAGUCGGGGUCGUAUAUACGACUAUCUGAGAGUCAAUUUGGGCACUGGUUGCCUUUUCUUACUGCCUAUCGCUGUUGGUGAUAGUGUCUGGGAGAGACGGUUAUCAGCCAAAGGCAAGGAGCGCGAAGCAGUAGUAUAUAUCCUGAAAGAGCUUCGCAUCAUGCAAAAGGCCGAUGACAUCGAGGCAGACAUGCUCGGCACUACCAUUUUGACAGAGCUUCUAAGACCCCUCACAUCUGGUCAUACUGCGUCAGCACCAACGUCGACCAGCUCUAGACGGGACUCAGCUCUUGUCGAGACACGACUGAACAGACGAUCCGAACAGGUCUAUUACCGGCUUCCGAUUGUCACCCAAUAUGAUUCACCUGUUUUCAUAUGCGUGCAGAACGGAGAUAUCGAGGGAAUGAGAUACCUCUGGGGGUCAGGCUCAGCCUCCAUCGACGCGGUCGAUCCAUAUGGCCUUGGAUUACUCUACUAUUCCACUUACUACUGUUGGCGGAAUUGCGGUAUAGAGGCCUCAUUUGCCACAUGCAAAGCAUUGGUUGAUGCUGGUGCUAACGUUGAGUGGGUGGAUGAUGUGGGAAACUCCCCAAUAGAUACGAUGGUAGAUCUUAUUUUGGUUGAGUCGGCUAUGGCAGGUCAGCCUUUCAUGCCUUUCCUGAAGGAGCUCGGACGACUGUUCGGGAGCCCCGCCGAUGAGAUUUGGACGACAUACAGCUGCUCGCGAGGGUUCACGGACUUGCACAAUAUCUUGCUGAGGAUCGACAUACGAAUGUCGCUGGAAGCGUAUCUCACUGAAACGGUUGCAAAGAACAAGGACUCCGCCGUCCUUCAGGCCAGAGACCUCACGGGCAGGACAGCUCUUGAUUGGGCGGUCGAGCACGGCUGGGUAGGCGCAGUGAACACACUAAUAUUCUACGGAGCUGAUGUCAACGAGAGGAGAGGACGUGGCUUGUCUUUGCUUCACCUCGCCUUAGCUGGGCCACUAUCUGGCAACCUGUUUUCCUCGUUCUUGGAGAUUGUGAAAACGCUACUCGCAAAUGGAGCUGACGUCAAUGCGAUUGACGAUGAGGGGUGGACACCAUUACACGUUGCUGCAUCAUGGGGCUCGGAUGUGGCUGUCGAUGUUUUACGACAAUUUUCUGGCGACAACUUGCUUACAGACCAACGCACGUACUGUUGUCAGACUGCUGAUCAGCUGGCUCAAAACAACUGGGAUGGACACUGCUUGGCCAAAUUGAUUGUACCUAGUCCGUUCUAG
This is a messenger RNA of Diaporthe citri, 1785 nucleotides long. RefSeq lists its product as uncharacterized. The record is from RefSeq and is a predicted model, not a curated record. Gene Ontology annotation, molecular function: protein binding. NCBI's taxonomy places the organism in Eukaryota, Fungi, Ascomycota, Sordariomycetes, Diaporthales, Diaporthaceae. The transcript is spliced from 4 exons. Bases 1 to 1785 code for a protein of 594 amino acids.